AUGGAUCAAUACUUUACAAAUCCAAUGCCUCUUCAAAGGAGGCUAACUAAAAUCUAUACCGAUACCAAAAAUAUUUAUGAUUUCAUCAAAGAGCCCGUCAGGAAUGUCGAAGAUCAUGAACUUCAAUCAUUACAUCGAAAAUUACGUAUUCAACAAAGUCGUUUGGUCUCGUGGGGAUUGGAAUGGUCGGAUCCUUCACAGUCACCUGAUAUCGAUGAAUCAGUAUCAAAAGCUGGAUUAUCUGAAAUUGUCGGAAAUGUUAUGUCAACGAUCAAGGAAAUUUUGGCCGAAGCUGAACCUUUAUGGCAAUCUUCCAAAAGGUUGACAUCGGACGAGAGACCAUCCGAGAAAUCGGAAAAGAGUGCUUUAAUUCAGUGGGAUAAAACGAGGUUUGAGGAUUUGAUUCGAGAUUUAACCAUGUCUAUUGAUACUUUAUAUGAUCUAUCAAAAACACGUCAAUCAGCAAGGACGGGACUACAAACCUCGGAAGCUUCAAGCUCCAAAGAUGACUCGUCAGGAUUCGAGGAGAGACAAUUUGAAUCAACUAGAAUGUCAGCACCACAGCAAAUAGAUCCAGCAACAUUGAUCUGGACCGGGAAUCAAAUCAUUGCUACUCGUGGUACCUCAAGAUCAAUAUCAAACAACACAUUAAGACAGAUAGUUUUGAUGAGGAGAUCGGGCAAUUCUUCGGAUUUGAGGCAAGCCAUUGAUCAACCUCCUGAUCCGAUUCCGGUCUUGGUCGAGUAUGCCCCUUAUGACCCUAUCUAUUCGGUGACCGGAAUCACUCCAUCUAUGACUCGAUUCGAGAAACUUUUUGCUGGACUUUCACAGGCCUAUUAUUCAUCAGAUCGGUUACUCGUCGGAUUACUUCGUCUCAUUGGAUAUUACGAAGAUGCAGAGCAUUCGAGAUUUUGUCUAUUAUUUGCUUUACCAACAAAUUUUGGACCGAUGGACAUUCAAAGCCCAACUUUACAGAUGCCCAUCAUAAGUUCCUUGUCUGAGCUUCUAAUAAGUCCUGCGUUCGAACCCAACCUAGAGGUCAAGUACAGGUUGGCCUACAACAUAGCCAAUGCUGUGUUUGAUCUACACUCGAAAGGCAUUGUUCAUGGCAAUCUACUCCCUUCCAAUGUUCUCUUCAUCGAACAUCCUACCCCACCACGCGCUUUUGAUUUGACACAGGUUAAUAUGCGGCAAUCAUAUCUAGGCUCCUAUGAUUUAUUUUCGGAUACAGCUACGGAUUCCGGUCCAAGUUUUGACUCUGCCAGUAUGUUGUACAAGCAUCCACUGGAUCCGAGAAGUACGAAAUAUACCAAUCUAUCUCAAGAAAGUAAAUCCUUGGAUUUAUACAGUCUUGCGAUGAUUCUUCUUGAAAUUGGUCUAUGGAGUUCUUUAUCCGAACUCUUUCCAAGGGCAUCUCAAGUCCCUUCAAACCCUACCGAGGUUCUCAAACGUCUCGCAUCUAGAUGUGGAAACAUCUAUGUCAAAGCAGUGAAAGCAUGUUUGAGUGCUCCUGAAGGAGAACUUUCACGAAAAGCAAGACCAGAUGUUAUGCAUCAAAAAGUCUUUUGGCGUGUAUCGAAAGCACUCAAUACUUGUUGUUCACUUGACGAUGUUUCAGAUGAUGACAGUGAAAGAAGUGAUGAGCCAUCACUUGUACCUACACCUGUGAAGAUUGAAGCCCCAUCUUCAUCUAUCAAGGGCUAUCGUGAACGAAGGGAUGCAAAGAUUGACAUUACUGCUCCUCAAGAACCAGAAAUCAAUUGGGGUGAGAAACCGAUCCGUGAAAAAUCGCCUCAAAAAGCUACUGUUGAGUGGCCAGAAAAGAAAUCUUCUGGUGAGUUGACACCCAUUCAAGGACCCUUUCAUGUAAUUUUUUUGUCUAACUACUCCGUCUCAGCCAUUGAACCUAUCAAGUCGAAACCCAAGCUCAAGACAUUCCCCGCCAUUCGGAUUAGUCAGGAACACAUUAAUUUGUGGCAUAAAAAUAUCAUGCCACAUGUCAACCACGUUCUUCGAAGUUUUUAUAAAAAAUAUCCCGAAUCAGUCGAAAUUUCUCUCGAAUCAGUUGGUGAAUCAUCCACGAAAACGAAACCUACCAUUCUCGUCAUAUGUACAAGUGUCAAUAAGGUUCGAAGUAUACUGAAGAAGAGUCUUGUUUAUGACAAAGCUACAUAUGGCUUGAAAGUUUGUCGUGGAAAGGUUGUAAGAGCAAGAAAUGGUGGUGUAAAGAGAAGUAUGGCACAUGGUGAUGAACUUGAAGCGAAGAACACUGAACAUCAAGCACGUCCUAAGAAUGGUGCUAGUAUGGGGGCAUAUAUCAAUGAUCAUCAUCUUCCACCUGUUUCCUUUGGAGGUCUCGUUACAGUCGAUGACAAACCUUAUGGAAUGUCUGUUCAUCACAUGUUGGAUGAUCCUUCUGACAACGAUGAUGAAGAACAAGUUCAACCAUCAAAACCAAUUCUCCGCUCUUCAGCUCGUCCUCAAGCCCAUCCUCAAUAUCUUGAAAUGCCAGAUUUAACGCACUCGGAUACAUCCUACUACUCGAGCGGUGAUGAAGAAUACAAUUAUAGUUUUACAGAUUAUUCAUCUUCCGGCUCAUCAUUCGAUUCUGAUUCAUCUCCUUAUGCAUCAGAAGAUGAGGAUGAUUCCGAUGGCGAGUUCCCUACUCUCGAACCAGGAGAUAUCCCUCCUAUUCCAGUCUCUUCAUCAAACGUCCACAACUAUCCAGUCACCCAACCAGCUAUCGAUGACAUUGAUCCAAAUUUUUAUCCUGAUCCCGAAACUAGAGACGAGGAUCAUUUGGAUUCAUUUUUACUGGGUAGUGUUUAUACGAGUUCCGGAAUUCGUCGAUUAGCUCAUGAAAAUAUAACCCAUGAAAUAGAUUGGUGUCUUUUCGAAUUUGAAGAAGAUCGUCUACCAGAUCUUUCUUCCUCGAUGUCUCUGAUAACACAACCGACAGGCGUGGUACCUUUAACAGAUCUUCCAGAUCUACCAGUGAAAUGUACAGCUAGAACAAGUGGCACACAAACCGGACGAAUACUUCCUUCAAUGUCCAUUCUCAAAAUUUAUGGUCGAAAAACUCCUUCCAUGAGUUGGCAAGUCGCGGGUAAAAUUGGGGUUCCAGGUGAUAGUGGAGCGUGGGUUUUGGAACGAGGAGAUGAUAUCAGUACAGGACCAGGCAAUAAUAGUGGUAGAAUUGCUGGUAGUGUAUUGGCAUGGAGUCAGCGCAGAAACGUCGGAUAUAUUUGUCCCAUGUGGAUUAGUGUCUUGGAUAUGGCAAAUUUGUUGAAUUGUGAAAAUAUUGGAUUACCAGGUGUUGAAAUACCUAUCUGGAGUAAGGUUUCUGCAAGAAAAGAAAGAGAUACUGUCUCGCCUAUCCUUAAAAAAGCCUUUAGCUUUACGAGUGACAGGAAUAUUGGUGGAUGGGAUAGUGAAGAUGAAAUGCAUAGUUUGGGACACAAUAAACCUCAAAGUGGAAGUUAUCCGGUGGUCAUCGAUGAUGAUCUUGCGGAUGACGAAGAUGAAUUAUCGGGGGUUUUAGGAAAUGUGAAACAUGUGGGAUCGGAUCAUGAGUAUAAAUUUGCAGAUCAUGAUGAGUAUGAUGAUGAUGAUGAAUCUUAUGAUGAGGAAGAAGAGAGGGAAUAUUGGAGUCGAUUUAAAGCCGCAAGUGUUAGUCCGGAACGUGUAAAGGGAAAAGGUGCAGAUGAUGAGCAUGAAUAUCGACAUGAGCUUGCGGGUGACGAGCACCAAUAUCGAAAUGAGUUUGCAAAUAAUGAGCAUCAAUAUCGAAAUGAGUUUGCGAAUGAAUGUGAUCCGAAUCCUCAAGGGAUUGAAUAUCAACAUUCGCAUGAAAAAGAAGUUUUGAUCUCAAGCGAAGAAGAACCAGAACUCUUGGCAACACUCGGUCAACCUUCUCGAAGAGGAAGAGGAUUUGGAGUCAGAACUUUUAGCGGUGAUAAGAGUUUGGAAAUCGAUAUGAUGGUGGGAGGACUCAAAGGUCUGAGUAUUGAUGGGAAUACAAUGCCGGGGAAAAAUACAGUUUUUAGUAUGGAUGGAAGUGCGAUUGGAGAUUUUACGGUUGGCGGAGCGGGAGAAUUUGAUGUCGGGGGUAGUGGACAGAGGAGGGAAACGAGGAGUAGAGGGAGUGGGAGCGCGCAUUCGGGAACGGGGAGUUUGGGAAGUUUAAAUGGGAUGGUGCAGGGUGGGGGGAAUAGACAACGGGUUGGGGUUAGGAGUUAG
This is a messenger RNA of Botrytis fragariae, 4239 nucleotides long. Its product is annotated as putative het-s domain containing protein. Gene Ontology annotation, biological process: protein phosphorylation. Bases 1 to 4239 code for a protein of 1412 amino acids. The record is from RefSeq and is a predicted model, not a curated record. Gene Ontology annotation, molecular function: protein kinase activity; ATP binding. Lineage: Eukaryota; Fungi; Ascomycota; Leotiomycetes; Helotiales; Sclerotiniaceae. The transcript has a single exon.